UUUAACUUUAAACCCUAAGUCUAGAUUAGUAAACCAUAGAGUAUAAAUGUAUAUUUACCCUUUAAUAAAAUUUCUUUUGGUCAUUUUUCCCUUAAAAACUAUUUUUUUGAAAAUAAACUAAAAAAUGCUAUAAUAGAAAAUUUAUCAAUAUAUCGUUUCUUCAUUUUUCCAAACUCACUCCUCCAUAAACAUGGACAAGUUUUUUCUUUAUCAGUCUAACGAUAAGUAAAAAAAAAAUGAAAUUCGUUUUGCCAGUUAAAGUUAUUUAAAAUUUAUUUUAGUAAUAAGAUAUGUAUUUUCUUUAUUAAUUUUUAAAAACAAAUAUAUUUCAUACAUCAGUCACAAUAAAUACUUGUUUGGAGAUAGUCUAUAUCCGUUCCUUAAAUUGUUACAUUCAUAUUUCACCAGUCACAACCUCCUUUUUGUGUUGUGCACGUCGUGAGAACAAGAAAGUGGAAAAGAGUGCCUGUGGAGACUAUAAUCCGAUUUACAGAAACAAAAACAAAAACAAAUGGUUGUACCAGUCAACUCUCUCGAGGGAGGUGUUGUGUUCCGUGCAGUCAAAAUGUCACACAAAAUCUAUCGAGGGAGGUGUUGUGUCCCGUGCUGUCAAACACAAGCCUAUCCAGUGCCUUCUUUGAAUAAAAAACUCGCCUACAUUUUUAUUUUAUAUCUUAAAUUCUGACUCUUUAAUCACAAAAUAAAAACAAUUAAAAAUAAUUACAAAUUAAUAAUAUGAACGAUCUUUUAAAUUAUUCAAUUAAUAUAAAAAUAUCUGAAUGCAAUCUUUAAAAUUGUUCAAAAUAAUAUUUACAAGGUUCAUAAUUAUUUAGAAGCAAUUUUAGAGAUUUAUCCUUUUCAUAUAUCUUUAUAUUUAUUUAAAUUUUUAAUUGAUCAUUAGGUUUCUACAUGGGUAGAAUUGAGAUUUUUGGAAUGCUAAACAUUUAAAAAUAUUACUAAACAAAUAUUUUUAUAAUUUGGAAACCUACAUAUAUGUAUAUAAUUUUUUAAAAAGUUUUGAGGAUGAAAAUGGAUGUUUCAUUGAAUUGUGCACAGAUCCGGUCUUAGGUUUAUAAAAACUCUAUUCAUAUUUUUCCAUUUUCUAGCCAGCUCAUUAAGUGUUUUUUUUUUUAAGAUGGUUCCAACAAUUAUAAUAGAGACUUCCAUUGUUCUCAGCUUGUGUAUCUUUCGAACAUCUCAAAAAACUAAGAAGAAAGAAAACCCUAUAGUUUUUUUAAAAAACAAUAAAGUCGACGAUGACGGAGGUAAGAGUAUUAUCGGCGUUAGAUGCUACGAGGAUACAAUUGUAUCAUUUCAAGGCCAUAAUCAUCGCAGGAAUGGGUCUAUUCACCGACGCUUACGACCUCUUCUGUAUAGCUCCGGUCUUGAGCAUGCUCAGUGAAAUCUAUUACAAGACAGAUUCAAUCGGUACACCACUUCUCUCCACCUUUUACGUCAUAGCUCUCCUCGGCGCCGCCUUAGGCCAGCUCUUCGUCGGCUAUUUAGGCGACCGUCUCGGACGCAGAAGAGUCUACGGUAUAUGUCUCAUGAUCAUGGUCUUAAGCUCCUUUGGCUGCGGGUUCUCCGUCUGUACCACUCGCCGGUCUUGCGUCAUGGCGAGUCUUGGAUUCUUUAGGUUCGUACUCGGGCUAGGGAUCGGUGGAGACUACCCUCUCUCCGCCACGAUCAUGUCGGAGUUCGCUAAUAAAAAGACGCGUGGGUCUUUUAUCUCGGCCGUGUUCUCCAUGCAGGGGCUAGGCAUCUUGAUGAGCUCCGCCGUUACGAUGGCUGUAUGCGCGGCGUUUAAGAACGCCGGAGAGGGUAGUUCAGAGAAAAUAAGAGCGGAGGAAUCGGAUAUUGCAUGGAGGCUGAUUCUGAUGAUCGGUGCUAUUCCCGCCGCUUUAACGUUCUACUGGCGGAUGCGCAUGCCUGAAACCGCCAGAUAUACAGCAUUAGUUGAGAAGAAUGCUUUUCAAGCAGAAAAAGAUAUGCAAAAAGUCAUGUCCAUAUACAAAGUAUCUCAAGUAGCUGAAGAUUCAUCAUCGGAGACACCACACCCACCACCGUCUACUUCUUCUCACUCCUCCUACAAACUCUUCUCUAGACGUUUCUUCAUCCUCCACGGCCGUGACCUCUUCGCAGCCUCAGCCAAUUGGUUCCUAGUGGACGUGGUUUUCUACACAAGCAACCUCCUCCUCUCUCAAAUCGUCAACUUAUCCGACAAACCUGCCAAUAUGACAAAUGUCUACGACUCUGCCUUCGAAGCGGCUAAGGUCGCAGCCAUCGUAGCCGCGUGCUCCACCAUCCCUGGUUACUGGUUCACCGUUUAUUUCAUCGAUAGAAUCGGCCGAGUCAAGAUUCAGAUGAUGGGCUUUUUCUUUAUGGCCGCUGUCUACUUAGCCGCUGGCAUUCCGUACAGUUGGUUUAGGUCUGAGAAUAAUAAGACUAAUGAUCAAGGCUUUAUGAUUCUCUAUGGAUUCAUCUUCUUCUUUAGCAACUUUGGUCCUAAUACGACAACGUUUAUAAUCCCAGCUGAGCUUUUUCCGGCUAGGUUUAGGUCAACUUGCCAUGGGAUUUCAGGAGCUGCCGGGAAGCUUGGAGCUAUUGCUGGGACUGUUGGUUUCUUGUGGGGCACGAAACGCGACGAAGAGCACAAAGACGUUUUCCCUGACGUCAAACGCGUUAGGAUCGCGUUCUUUAUCCUUGGAGGCGUUUGUAUCGCUGGAAUGUUGGUGACGUAUUUCUUCACGCGUGAAACUAUGGGAAGAUCGUUAGAAGAGAACGAAGAGGAAGAUAUUGAUGACAAGGAUGUUGUCUGCUAAUAAGUUAUUUCUUCUCUAAUUUUCCUUGCUUUUAAUGGUUUGAUACUCACAUUCUCAUGUUUACUUAUUUUUCACUUUUAAGUUGGGUGCAUACCGAAGUGGUAUGUAAAUGUCAAAGCUUAAUCAGCAUUUUAUUGAUCAAUUUUCGACUUAUCCAUUUUUUGAAUGAAGGUAAAAUUUUAUUUAUUACAAAAACUUUUGUACAAUAUGUAACAUUGUCUUCAAACACCUUAAACGAAUGAUAGGAAAACUAAUUUUGAGGCUAUGUGAUAUUAAAACAUGAUUAAAUAUGAACAUCACUUAUUUUGGUUUGAAUUACUAGUGUUCCUCUUCAUCCUCCUAAAACCCUUUUCUCCCCAUUUUGGACCCCAAGAGUUAUUCACUAUGACAUAAUUCAUGUCUUUCUUGAUCGGUACCAAACCGAAGCCACACCGUGAUCAAACUCGUCCCCUCACGGCCCAUUAGACACACCCUUCACAUAACCAGGACAAUGAUACAAAACAUCAAUAAAAUAGUAAUCAUUUUCAAGUUGGUUACUGAUAUUUUGAAUAUUGUAAAAGGUUACUGAUUUCUUGAAUAUUUUGUUUUGUAAAGAGUAUGUGUCAUCGAUCGAGAGCAAGACCCAUAGGCACCACUAUUCUAAAAUACGCGUUAUCAUAUUGGUUGGUGAGACAACAUAACAAGACAACAUACCAAAUUCAUUGUGUUCGUUUGAUUACACGGUUCUUCUCAACUUUACUAUUUUCCCACAUUACUUUCUAAUUAACUUUGGAUUAACUCAGACAAAAAGCCACACAUUAUGACGAAAAGAAACAGAUAACCAAACUUUAUUUUAAGCUAUAAUCCAAACUAUAUACGUCAUGCUCUUCAUUUUUCAAACCAAUUUUUCAUUUAGAAAAUGUAUAAACAUAUAGGUUCU
Brassica napus (rape) is the source of this 3741-nucleotide messenger RNA. Its product is annotated as probable inorganic phosphate transporter 1-9. Gene Ontology annotation, biological process: transmembrane transport. Gene Ontology annotation, cellular component: membrane. The record is from RefSeq and is a predicted model, not a curated record. NCBI's taxonomy places the organism in Eukaryota, Viridiplantae, Streptophyta, Magnoliopsida, Brassicales, Brassicaceae. Gene Ontology annotation, molecular function: transmembrane transporter activity. The coding region runs from base 1257 to 2822 and encodes 521 amino acids. The transcript is spliced from 2 exons.